Messenger RNA from Sporisorium graminicola, 654 nucleotides. RefSeq lists its product as uncharacterized. Gene Ontology annotation, cellular component: endoplasmic reticulum membrane; Hrd1p ubiquitin ligase ERAD-L complex. Bases 1 to 654 code for a protein of 217 amino acids. Gene Ontology annotation, biological process: endoplasmic reticulum unfolded protein response. The record is from RefSeq and is a predicted model, not a curated record. Gene Ontology annotation, molecular function: misfolded protein binding; ubiquitin-specific protease binding. Lineage: Eukaryota; Fungi; Basidiomycota; Ustilaginomycetes; Ustilaginales; Ustilaginaceae. The transcript is spliced from 3 exons.
AUGGACUUCGAAUCCAUACCUCCCAUCACAGGAGCAUGGGGAGCACUCACCCUUGCUACAGCUAUCCUCGAACACACCCACACCAUCUCGCAGUACCAGCUGUUCUACACGCCCGCGCUCGUCUUCCGCAAAUUUCAAGUCUGGCGCCUCCUCACCACUUUCCUCUACUUUGGCCCGCUCGGCCUCGACUUCAUCUUCCAUCUGUUCUUCUUCAUGCGAUACUCGCGCAUGCUCGAGGAAAACUCGUUCGGGGGCCGGAGCGGUGGGAGAGCUGGCUAUGUGGUGCUACUUGCGUUUGCGGCGACGUGUCUGUUGAUCCUGUCGCCGGUGACUGCUCAGCCAUUCUUGGGCUCGCCAUUGGCAUUUGUGCUGGUGUACAUCUGGUCAAGAAGGAACAGACAUGUGCGCCUCAGUCUGUUUGGAUUGUUGGUCGUCACAGCGCCGUAUCUGCCGUGGAGUCUGGUUAUUUUUGGCUGGUUGCUGCGUGGCAGCUUGAAAGCGGUUAUGGGCGAUAUCAGCGGAAUCGCCGUUGGACAUCUUUACUACUUUCUCGUCGACGUAUGGCCACGAGAGUUCAGAUCAGGCGGUCGAAACUUGUUGGCAACCCCCCAGUUUCUUAUCCGCCUAUUUGAUGGCCCUGUCGAAGGACAGUAA